UUUCAUUGUUUUUACGACGCCCUUCCAACGUAGACACCAUAUCAAACAUUUUCUGACCAAUCGGCUCGUAUCCCCUUGUCUUCAUCGGGGUACCUCCAUCACGAGACAAAUUACUCAAUUCGAUAAAUCAUAUAGUCAAGAUAAACUCAAACCUGCAAAGAUCGCGAUGUCGGAGAGAAUCCCACCGUGCGAUUGGUUCCCCACGCAGAUCUACGGCAUCAUAUCCGGGGGCAUAGGGCGUGCUCUUCGGUCAUGCAACCGGGAUCUUCACCGGAGCUUAAGUGCGGUCAAACUCUAGUAUAUAUAGCAGUCUUGGUAAGUACUCAAUGGCCGACUUGAUGGUAAAUCUUGGUUUGCGUAUACCUUGUCCAUAAUCACCAUACAAUAUACAGUAUCAAUACUAUGAACAUAUAAACAAUGGCUCCGCGAGAAGUCCAACUCCAAAACCUCGCCAAUUCCAGCUCCCCAGUAGUCCAAACCUCCACAUUAGAAAAUGCCCCUCCCACCGAAAACAACGACAGGAUUACAACAUCACAAACCCUUCCCCAAACCGACCGAGGCCGCGCCGCCUACCUCGUACUAGCAGGAUGUGUGUUAAUCCAGACACCAAUAUGGGGGUAUUCUCUCGCCUUCGGCAUAUUCCAAGAAUACUACACCAGCUCACGGGGCGCCUCCAUCCUCUCCGGGGACCGUAGCGCCGGCACCAUCGCCAGUAUCGGCAACUCGCAAACCGGAAUUCUGUACCUAAUGAUGCCAGCAACCUUCAUAUUGCUGACUAAAUACCCCUCACUGCGGCGUUUCUGUAUGCCAUUCGGCUUGCUCCUCACGACAGCAUGUCUAGCAGCGUCUUCGUUCGCGACAACAGCGAGCCAAUUGAUUGCUGUACAAGGCGUAUUACACGCCGUAGGUUGUGGGCUCCUUUUCGCCCCCGCGUCCUUAUGUCUCGAUGAGUGGUUCCCUGAACGUAAGGGCCUGGCUUACGGGGCCAUGUGGUCUGGGAAGAGCGUAUCCGGUGCAGGAAUGCCGUUCCUAGCCAACGCACUACUAUCCCGAUACGGCGGUCGUACAACCCUGCGUAUCUUCUGCGUGGCAUCGGCAAUAUUGACAAUCCCGCCAUUACUCCUCAUGCGCGAACGUCCCGCUACUAGAAGCCCCGUUAGUACAGCCACAGCCUCAGAAGACGGUGACGCAAGAGAAAUAGACGGAGGGCGCGAAGUACGAGACGGUCGCUUAUCCUUCGCCUUCGCGCGACACACCACAUUCUGGAUCCUACAAUGCGGCAAUGUCUUCCAAUCUUUAGGGUAUCUCAUGCCUUCCACAUACAUCGCUUCCUACGCAGCCGCGCUCGGCUUUCCUUCAGCCACGAGACCAAUACUCCUCGCUCUAAUCUCGCUCGCCUCCGUUUUCGGGUCCCUAAUGAUCGGUUUGCUCAGCGACGCCGGUCUACGUGCCAACACCGUGAUCCUCGUAUCCUCCCUCGGCAGCGCACUCCCCGUCUUUCUCCUCUGGGGUCUCGGCGGCGGCGCACACCAAGUCGCCAUCCUCAUCGUCUUCACAAUUCUCUACGGCUUUUUCGCUGGCGGGUUUAGUUCGACCUGGCCCGGUAUUCUGCGUGAGAUGAAACGCCGCGAUCGCGCGGUAGACACCGGCUUAAUUUUUGGCAUGCUGCUUGGUGGCCGUGGUAUUGGUUUUGUUGUUAGCGGACCCGUAGGUGGCGCUUUGCUGCAGGCUAAUAGGUUCAAGGCUGAGGAUUUCACGGGCUUUGCCACGCAGUACGGUCCUAUGAUCGUCUAUACAGGUUUGACUACGACUCUCGGUGCUUGGAGUUGGUUUUGGACUAUGGGUGAGCGGGCAAUCAAAGCUUUGUAAGGAUAACCCAUAACCUCAUCGUAAAGGAAGUGGUAAAAUCAUUAGAUCAAAACGUAGACAUCUAUAGGUAAUUAAGUAGAUAUAAAUUCUUACCAAGCAAUUAUAAGUCUAUCAUAUUCACC
Molecule: messenger RNA, 1991 nt
Organism: Hypoxylon trugodes
Lineage: Eukaryota; Fungi; Ascomycota; Sordariomycetes; Xylariales; Hypoxylaceae
Product: MFS general substrate transporter
Exons: 1
Coding region: 418-1869 (483 amino acids)
Biological process (GO): transmembrane transport
Cellular component (GO): fungal-type vacuole membrane
Molecular function (GO): transmembrane transporter activity
Source: RefSeq, a predicted model, not a curated record